AUGCGAUCCAAGGAAUAUUGUGCCUCUCAAGGUUCUUCCCGGUUAUCAUCGCUAUCAAUGAGUCUAGACUUAUCGAACUGUACGCUAUGGAACGGCACUUCUGCGAUGAAAAAAACCAGAACGAAUGAAAUCGUUAGGAAAAUUUUGUUUCUAUACCUCAAGUUCCUUGCUACAGUGUACUUCAAGGUUGACUCUAUGCCGAAGCAUGAUUUCCAUAGUCUGGAAAGCAACACCGUGAACUUCACUAUCCAUCGCGCCAACCGUAGGUCCCGGUUCUCCACGGUCCGCGCAUGA
Molecule: messenger RNA, 294 nt
Organism: Sclerotinia sclerotiorum 1980 UF-70
Lineage: Eukaryota; Fungi; Ascomycota; Leotiomycetes; Helotiales; Sclerotiniaceae
Exons: 2
Coding region: 1-294 (97 amino acids)
Source: RefSeq, a predicted model, not a curated record